Molecule: messenger RNA, 5206 nt
Organism: Choloepus didactylus (southern two-toed sloth)
Lineage: Eukaryota; Metazoa; Chordata; Mammalia; Pilosa; Megalonychidae
Gene: CACNA2D2
Product: calcium voltage-gated channel auxiliary subunit alpha2delta 2
Exons: 38
Coding region: 13-3435 (1140 amino acids)
Cellular component (GO): voltage-gated calcium channel complex
Molecular function (GO): voltage-gated calcium channel activity
Source: RefSeq, a predicted model, not a curated record
UUGAAUGGAAACAUGGCGGUGCCGGCUCGGAGCUGCGGCUCUUCCUCGCCCGGCCCGGCGCGGACCGCGCGCCCCUGGCCCGGCCCCGGUGCCCGGCGCCCGGCGCCCAGGACCCCGCGCCCGCUCUUGCUGCUGCUGCCGCCUCUGCUGCUCCCGCUGCUCGCCGCCCCCGGCACCUGUGCCUACAGCUUCCCGCAGCAGCACACGAUGCAGCACUGGGCCCGGCGUCUGGAGCAGGAGAUUGAUGGCGUGAUGCGGAUUUUUGGGGGUGUCCAGCAGCUCCGCGAGAUCUACAAGGACAACCGGAACCUGUUUGAGGUGCAGGAGAAUGAGCCGCAGAAGUUGGUGGAGAAGGUGGCGGGAGACAUUGAAAACCUGCUGGACAGGAAGGUGCAGGCUCUGCAGAGACUGGCCAAUGCUGCGGAGAACUUCCAGAAAGCCCAUCGCUGGCAGGAUAACAUCAAGGAGGAAGACAUCAUGUACUAUGACGCCAAGGCUGACGCUGAGCUGGACGACCCUGAGAGUGAGGAUGUGGAGAGGGGGUCAAAGACCAGCACCCUGAGGUUGGACUUCGUCGAGGAUCCAAACUUCAAGAACAAGGUCAACUAUUCGUACACAGCUGUGCAGAUCCCCACGGACAUCUACAAAGGCUCCACCGUCAUCCUCAAUGAACUCAACUGGACAGAGGCCCUGGAGAACGUGUUCAUCGAGAACCGCAGGCAGGACCCCUCACUGCUCUGGCAGGUCUUUGGCAGUGCCACAGGAGUCACUCGCUACUAUCCGGCCACCCCAUGGCGAGCCCCCAAGAAGAUCGACCUGUACGACGUCCGAAGGAGACCGUGGUACAUCCAGGGAGCCUCGUCGCCUAAGGACAUGGUCAUCAUCGUGGACGUGAGUGGCAGUGUUAGCGGCCUGACCCUGAAGCUCAUGAAGACGUCUGUCUGUGAGAUGCUGGACACGCUGUCUGACGACGACUAUGUGAACGUGGCCUCGUUCAACGAGAAGGCACAGCCUGUGUCUUGCUUCACACACCUGGUGCAGGCCAACGUGCGCAACAAGAAGGUGUUCAAGGAGGCUGUGCAGGGCAUGGUGGCCAAGGGCACCACGGGCUACAAGGCUGGUUUCGAGUAUGCCUUUGACCAGCUACAGAACUCCAACAUCACUCGCGCCAACUGCAACAAGAUGAUCAUGAUGUUCACGGACGGCGGCGAGGACCGCGUACAGGACAUCUUUGAGAAGUACAACUGGCCCAACCGGACGGUGCGUGUGUUCACUUUCUCUGUGGGGCAACACAACUAUGACGUCACCCCGCUGCAGUGGAUGGCCUGUGCCAACAAAGGUUACUAUUUUGAGAUCCCUUCCAUCGGUGCCAUCCGCAUCAACACGCAGGAAUAUCUGGACGUGUUGGGAAGGCCCAUGGUGCUGGCGGGCAAGGAGGCCAAGCAGGUGCAGUGGACCAACGUGUAUGAGGAUGCACUGGGUCUGGGGUUGGUGGUGACAGGUACCCUCCCCGUUUUCAACCUGACACAGGACAGCCCUGGAGAAAAGAAGAACCAGCUGAUCCUGGGCGUGAUGGGCAUUGAUGUGGCUCUGAGUGACAUCAAGAGGCUGACUCCCAACUACACGCUCGGAGCCAAUGGCUAUGUGUUUGCCAUCAACCUGAACGGCUAUGUGUUGCUGCACCCCAACCUCAAGCCCCAGACCACUAACUUCCGGGAGCCUGUGACCCUGGACUUUUUGGAUGCGGAGCUGGAGGAUGAGAACAAGGAAGAGAUCCGUAGGAGCAUGAUCGAUGGCAAUAAGGGCCACAAGCAGAUCAGAACGCUGGUCAAGUCCCUGGACGAGAGGUACAUAGAUGAGGUGACACGGAACUACACCUGGGUGCCCAUCAGGAGCACCAACUACAGCCUCGGGCUGGUGCUCCCGCCCUACAGCACCUUCUACCUCCAAGCCAACCUCAGCGACCAGAUCCUGCAGGUCAAGUAUUUUGAGUUCCUGCUCCCCAGCAGCUUUGAGUCUGAAGGACAUGUUUUCAUUGCUCCCAGAGAGUAUUGCAAGGACCUCAACGCCUCUGACAACAACACCGAGUUCCUGAAAAACUUCAUUGAGCUCAUGGAGAAAGUGACUCCAGACUCAAAGCAGUGCAACAAUUUCCUUCUGCACAACCUCAUCUUGGACACGGGCAUCACACAGCAGCUGGUGGAGCGUGUGUGGCGGGACCAGGAUCUCAACACGUACAGCCUGCUGGCCGUGUUUGCUGCCACUGAUGGCGGCAUCACCCGCAUCUUCCCCAACAAGGCAGCUGAGGACUGGACAGAGAACCCGGAGCCCUUCAAUGCCAGCUUCUACCGCCGCAGCCUGGAUAACCACGGCUACAUCUUCAAGCCCCCACACCAGGACACCCUGUUACGGCCACUGGAGCUGGAGAACGACACAGUGGGCAUCCUCGUCAGCACAGCUGUGGAGCUCAGCCUGGGUGGGCACAUGCUGAGGCCAGCAGUGGUGGGUGUCAAACUGGACCUGGAGGCCUGGGCUGAGAAGUUCAAGGUGCUGGCCAGCAAUCGCACUCACCAGGACCAGCCUCAGAAGCAGUGCGGCCCCAGCAGCCACUGCGAGAUGGACUGCGAGGUUAACAAUGAGGACCUGCUCUGUGUCCUCAUCGAUGAUGGGGGAUUCCUGGUGCUGUCGAACCAGAACCAUCAGUGGGACCAGGUGGGCAGGUUCUUCAGUGAGGUGGAUGCCAACCUGAUGCUGGCACUCUACAAUAAUUCCUUCUACACCCGCAAGGAGUCCUUUGACUAUCAGGCGGCCUGUGCCCCCCAGCCCCCAGGCAACCUGGGUGCCGCACCCCGGGGCGUCUUUGUGCCCACCAUUGCAGAUGUCCUCAACCUGGCCUGGUGGACCUCUGCUGCGGCCUGGUCCUUGUUCCAGCAGCUUCUCUACGGCCUCAUCUACCACAGCUGGUUCCAAGCAGAGCCCGCGGAGGCCGAGGGGAGCCCCGAGGCGCGCGCGAGCAGCUGCGUCAUGAAACAGACCCAGUACUACUUCGGCUCGGUGAACGCCUCCUACAACGCCAUCAUUGACUGCGGAAACUGCUCCAGGCUGUUCCACGCGCAGAGACUGACCAACACCAACCUUCUUUUCGUGGUGGCGGAGAAGCCGCUGUGCAGCCAGUGUGAGGCUGGGUGGCUGCUGCAGAAAGAGGCACACUGCCCAGCGGACGGUCCGGAGCAGUGUGAGCUGGUGCAGAGACCGCGGUACCGGAGAGGCCCGCACAUCUGUUUCGACUACAACGCGACGGAAGAUACCUCAGACUGUGGCCGCGGAGCCUCCUUCCCGCCGUCUCUGGGCGUCCUUGUCUCCUUGCAGCUGCUGCUACUCCUGGGCCUGCCGCCCCGGCCGCAGCCCCAAGUCCACGCCUCGCGCCGCCUCUGAGCGCCCCCACCCCGGUCUCCCUGCCCUCCUGCCCCACACUCCCCCGCCUUAGAGCCUCACUUCCCUCACUGAAGGACCUGGAUGCGCAAGACCUCGAGAGGAUGCGCCUUGGGGUGGGGGUCCCAAAGGAGGGCGCCCAACUAUUGGUGUCCCCAGACCCUUUCUUCCCACUGGACUCACCCAUCCCAGAGGACUGGGCAGGGAGGCCACACGACUGGUGCCAAACCAGGCCUCCACUGCCCACCCCAGGGCUCACUCUGUGUGAAAGUCCUGCCCCAGCUCUCCUCUAACCUCGUCCUACUACCCCAACCCGAGGUCCAGACCUGGUUUUCCUGGGAAUAAUGGGGGAAUGUGAGAUGGGCAGUUUAAGGCUUGUGUGUUCCUCCUGGCCAAGGAAGAUGUGAGGAGAGAGGCUCUGAUUAAGUCCUGCAAGGGAGAAAGGUACUGAGGUGGCCCCCAAGGGCUCCUGCCCUUCUCAGGCCUAAGCCACUCCCCCUCAAGCCCUGCAGGUGUCAGGACCGACACAGUGACGAUGCAACUCCAUGCACACCCAUUGCCCUGAGGGCAGAAACUGGGCUCACAUUAGACACACCCUGGAGUGCACCCACACAGACACAGAGACAUACACCUAUACACCAUGGGGUGGUUUUGGGGCUCACAAAGCCUUACAUAGGGCCAGGGGUUGAUGGGAAGGUUGGCACUUACAUACUCCAUCUUCUGUUCACUGCCCACCUCUAUUCUGAGCUACAGCCCAGCUAGUCCUCCUGUCUCUAAAGCUGAAUGUCAAACAGUGCCAAAUGCCAGGGUGGGGACAGAGACUGCUCUGUCUCACUCCUGGCUGCCAGUGUCCCCCAAGUGCCCAUCACCCUGCUAGGUGCUCAUUAUAACCAUUUCUCACUAAUGUCAGACCCCCAGCGGGUCCACAUACCACUGCCUACACCCUUCGGCAGAAGAACCCCCACCAGACAUUGCCCUUUGCCUUAGCGGGGUUGACUUGGUUUCUUCUGGCUGGGCCACCCCACACCCAAUCCAGGCCUUCUACACUCAGGCCUGUACCUACUCCCCAUCCCCUUCCCAUUCACGUACGUUCCUUGCCCCCAAGAGGCCAAAUUGCCCCUCCCCUGCUGAACACACACUUGAACACACACACACACACUGUGCACACACAGAGGCUGGGCCAGGGCACAUCUCUUCACACCAUUCAUUCUGGUCAUUUUCCCCAAAGACAUCCCCAACCUGGGGGCUGGUCGGGGGCUGUGGGCAGAGGGGGCUGUGGCCAUGGGGCUGAGAUGGACUGGGAGGAGGGGGGAGGGUGAUGCAUUAAUUAAUGGCUCCGUUAAUUAAUGUCAUGUUGCUUGUUGCUUUCUUGGUGUGUGUGUAUGGUCCAUGCCUGCUGCUGGUGCCAGGAUGGGUGCCCAUGCUGUACAUCCUGCCUGGUCACCAGCCAUGUCCCGUGGGGACGGACGUGUGUGUAACUGUAGUGUAGUCAGGUGCUCAAUGGAGAAUAUAAAAAUAAAAAAGAAACUGAAACAUACAGAAAAAUAAAUAUAUAUUUUAAGUUUAAAAAACAGAAAACAGACAAAACAAUUCCCAUCAGGUAGUUGUCCAACCCCCAGCUGGGUCUGAUCCUCUCAUUGCCCACCUGACCUGGCUGUCCCCUCACCUUGGGCUUGGGGGAUCUGUGGGGAACUAGGGGGCCAUUUCCUUUUCUCUGCCCUUUUUUUGUUGUUCUAUUUUGUACAGACAAGUCAGAAAAACAAUAGUGACAAAA